GAACUUAUGAGAUGCUCCCUAAGUUCUCAUCGUUGUGACUCCCGGGCCCGAUAGAUGCAAGCAAUUAUUUAGUUUGAGGCCUUGCAUGGUUUAGGAGGCGUUCCAUUACAUGAUUAUGCAUGAUUAGCUGUUGCUGAAAGCGCCCAGGCUUAUGCUCACUUCGUGAAUGAUUGGCAUUGAAAAGAUGCUGCCACAUCCAGUUUUCUCAGUCUUGAUACAGUGCUUGGCCGCAGUUUUAUGCUAUGGCAAUGUGCACCCCGUCUUGGCGACGUUCAGCACAAAACAAGCUUAUUCCAGCAAGGAUGCGCCAACCAGCUCGUUGGAGGUGAAUGACGACAACUGUGUUGCAGUGCAUCUAGAUUUGGUUGCUCGACAUGGAACAAGAUACCCGACAUCAUCAUCAGACGAUUUCGGGGAGCUGGAGGCGAAGCUAGCCUCACUGGAGAAUUUCCUGCCUAGCACAGGACCAUUAGCAUGGGUGCGCUCCUGGACUAAUCCUUUCUUGCCCAGUGAAUCCGGUCAAUUGGCCGUUCGAGGCCAACAGGAGCAUUAUGACAUUGCAAAGCGUUUCUUGAGCCGUCUCCCUACACUAAUAGGCAGCCAGUAUUACUCACCAGUAAACUUCACCAUGAUGAGCUCAGGCAAGCCAAGAUGCUUACAGAGUGCGAACUCGUUUGCAUUCGGACUCUUCGAGGACUCCGGUUCACUGGGGAAAUCUCACUAUCAGCCAGUGGCCAUCAGCUCUCGGGAUCUGGAGCAUGAUCCUCUGAUGCGCUUCUAUGAUAUGUGUCCAUUGUACAAGAAAUUGGUGAAGAAGAACCCAGCUGCAUUCGAGGAAUACACGCUGUUUAUGAGCGGUCCGGAAAUGAAGGAGGUGGCUCGGCGCGUUUCAGACCGCCUUGGCCUGCCAGCUAACCGUCAACUUAGCACCAGUACUGUUUUGUCCAUGUACAAAGUCUUUGCGUUUGAAGUGGCGGUGCAGAACAAUAGUAGGUGGUCAGGUGCAUUCACGGGCGAAGACGGAGAGGUUUUGGAGUACACCAUGGACCUGAAGAAAUUCUACAAGAAUGGAUACGGCCACGAGAUCAACUGGCAGAUUGCGUGCCCACUGAUGUCUACCGUCUUGGAGACAAUGGAAGACACCAUCAAAGCUGCUGUGGGACGCCUGGAUGAUGGCAAGCCACGCCAAGAGCCACGCUCUGUGUUCCGAUUCGGACAUGCUGAAACCAUCAUACCACUCCUGUGUUAUAUGGGUCUAUUUCAUGACUCAGAACCGCUGCGGGCAGAUAACUUCCUUCGCAUGAGGAACAGGCUUUUCCGUGGCAGUGACAUCGCUCCUUUUGCUGGUAACGUCGGCUUUCUGCUCUACCAGUGUCCACAGGGUGUAGGUGUUGAUCCGAAAUCCGAUGUAUUCCCACUGUUCAGCGUCAAGCUGCUCCUGAACGAGCGCGAAGUACCCAUCCCGGGCUGCAUGUCCUCACCAGAUGGCUCCUGUCGUUUUGAUCGCCUGCGAAAGCUUUUCCCAAUGAAGAGCUGCAAUCUGAAAUCAAUGUGCCGUGUCACUCGCAAGGCAUUUGGAGAUCUUCAUGCAGGACGUGUCGAGAAUAGAGAGUCCAUACUGAGAAGUCGAGGCGAGGAGCUUGAUCGUCCAGGCAACCGGCGUGAUAAUGAGUGGAAGUCCUUUCGUAAACAUGACUACGAUGACGACGAUGACGAUGAUGAUGACGACGAUGAUGAUGAUGACUGGAGAGAGAGCCGGCGCCAUCGGAGAGGGCGUGGCAAGGACUUUGAGUAUGUGGAGAUGAGCCGAAGGGAGCGCAGGUUUGAUCUGUGAACAUCCUAUCUGCAUACACGGGACAAUUAACUUCUCUGGUGCGGCUGUUGUGUUUUUUAUUUGUUUUUAUUUGCUUCCUUGUGUGGAUGUCUUGAGGAUUUUUCUGUGUGGGCUGUGCUGACAUUUUCCAUCUGUUUCAUUUUUUUAUCAUUUUAGAAUCUGGUAUCUGGUAUAUCUAGAGUUAAGAUAUGCUGAACGCCGUUUGCAUGUUUGCUGUUGCCUUCUAUCUGCUGAACACAUUAACAUUAUAUGAUUGGAUUUUCUGGCCUGUUGAAGAAUGGAAAUGCUGCAUUGUACCAAGACUACAGGCGUACAUAACCAUGUGCUCUUGAUUUUUACUACAUUGCACGAAGCUUAUUUUGAACGUGUUAUAAUGGUUUGUUUGAACGAUGAUGCUAUAUUCGCCAUUAUAGCGACUGAUUUUUCAGCGCAAGUAGGUGUGUAUGUUGCAUCCUGUUAUGAAGCACACAAAUCUCGUUUUUUUAAAGCGCAUGUAUCAUUGUAUCGUG
This is a messenger RNA of Sycon ciliatum, 2343 nucleotides long. Its product is annotated as multiple inositol polyphosphate phosphatase 1-like. Gene Ontology annotation, molecular function: acid phosphatase activity; inositol phosphate phosphatase activity. NCBI's taxonomy places the organism in Eukaryota, Metazoa, Porifera, Calcarea, Leucosolenida, Sycettidae. The record is from RefSeq and is a predicted model, not a curated record. The coding region runs from base 167 to 1834 and encodes 555 amino acids. The transcript has 2 exons.